Molecule: messenger RNA, 4497 nt
Organism: Notothenia coriiceps (black rockcod)
Lineage: Eukaryota; Metazoa; Chordata; Actinopteri; Perciformes; Nototheniidae
Gene: asxl1
Product: ASXL transcriptional regulator 1
Exons: 8
Biological process (GO): positive regulation of transcription by RNA polymerase II; animal organ morphogenesis
Cellular component (GO): PR-DUB complex
Molecular function (GO): peroxisome proliferator activated receptor binding; DNA binding; chromatin binding
Source: RefSeq, a predicted model, not a curated record
CCUGCAGCCUCUGUGGAUGAGAGCUCGUCCAGCGCCUCCUGCUCCACAGAAGUGCUGGCUGUCAGCUCCCAACCCCAGACCCGCCUCAGCAGGGCGGCAGGACAGCAAGCACGCAUAGACACACAGCAGGCCCAACAUGCUCCACACACCCAGACCAGGCUAAGCCGCUCAAGACAGUCAGGGAGGCAGAGGAAGAAAGCAGUCAUGAUGCCUCGCGUUGUCCUCACUCCUCUUAAAGUGAAUGGAGAGCAUGUUCCCUCAGGUCCCAUGAAGAGGAGUCGGGGAGGGGUGGAUGUAGAUUUUGAAACACCAGGCUCAAUCCUGGUCAACACCAACAUCAGAGCCCUUAUCAAUGUGCGUACCUUCGCAGCCUUCCCAGUACACUCGCAACAGCAGCUGCUGCAGCUGCUGCCUGAGGUGGACAGACAGAUUGGGCCAGAUGGUAUGGCCCGACUGAGUAGCUCAGCUCUCAACAAUGAGUUCUUCACCCAUGCCUCCCAGAGCUGGAAAGAAAGGCUGGCUGAGGGUGAGUUCACCCACGAGAUGCAAGUGCGUUUCCGACAGGAAAUGGAGAAAGAGAAGAAAGUAGAGGCUUGGAAGGAAAAGUUUUUUGAAGAGUACCACGGGCAAAAGUCUGGCCUGACACAAGAGGAGUCCCUGAAGCUCACCAUGAGUGAAGCCGGUGAAGCUGCAGCCGGCGUGCUGGACGCUGACGUGGCUGUGGUGGCAGCUGGGGCCCCCAAGAGACGCAGCGUGGGUCGGCGAAGGAGAGAUGGCAGGAUGAGGAGACGCACAAGAGCUGACCUGCGUCGGAGGGCCCGUCGGACCCUCUGCAAGGCCCCUCCCCCUGCUCUGCAGUCUGCAGUCGCCGCUGAGCCCAGCCCUGAACUGGACCUCCCAGCAGAUUCUAUUGGCUCUCCCAUGUCCGACAACACGGUCAUUCAAGGAGAGGUGGUGCUGCAGGCUGAGUGCGGUGUGGAGCUCCCUGCUGAGAGUCCCUCCAUAGAGACAAAGACCCCCCCCACUCCAGAGCCAGUCAUAUUGUCAGCCUCCACUCCCACCCCUACUCCCAGCCCAGCCGCCACCAGUGCAAACGAGGAGCCUGAGGCUGCGUCCCGCCUGCUCCCAGAGGAGAAUGCGCUUCUACUGGCUUCUACCUCCUCACCUUCCUCCUCCUCCUCCUCUUCUUCGUCUUCAGCCUCUUCGCCUGUCUCCUCUCCCUCUUCACCUUCUGAAACACAGGGAGCCUUCGCCACAGGCCUGGACUCUUCCUCCUCCUCCUCCUCCUCCUCCUCAGCAUCCUCCAGUGCUGCAGUCGCCGCCGAUCCUCUGGAUGACACUGCCUCUGUUGUCACCUCCAUCACAGGGGGGACGGCCACCAGCAGCCGUGAGAGCAGUCCAUCAGCCAGCCCAGCCCCCACCCCUGCACCCAGCGCUCAGCUCAAGGAACAGAAGAGAAGGCCCGAUGAGGCCCAGGCCUUCUCCAGCUUCCCCGAAAAAAGGCCGCGGAUUGAGGACCGUCAGUCCUUUCGUACCACAAUUGACGGUGUCCGUACGGAGAAGCCGCAGCAGACAACCGAAGAGCCCAAGGUGCCACCUAUCCGGAUUCAACUCUCCAGAAUCAAACCCCCCUGGGUCAAAGGUCACCCAACCUACCAGAUCUGCCCCCGCAUCGUGCCCCCCGGCGAGGGCUCGCGGCCGUCGGGGACGGGCGGUGCGCGGACCCUUGCGGACAUCAAAGCCCGCGCCCAGCAAGCCCGGGCCCAGCGGGAGGCCGCUGCUGCUGUUGCAGCCUCUAGCGAAGGGGCAGGGCCGGGGGUCCGGCUGCGGCCUGCUGCUGGGCUACCGGAUUGCAGCAAUGGACGACGAGCGAGAGAGCAUCCAGGACCUAUCGAGCCCGGAGGAGGAGGAGGAGGAGGAGGAGGAGGAGGAGGAGGAGGAAGAGGAGGAGGAAGUAGUAGUAGUGGAAGAAGGGGAGGUGGUGGGGUGGAGGAGCAGGGAUCGUCUUCAGGCUCUAAUACGUCAGGAACACAACUACAGUUUCACAGUGUAGAGCCCCAGCCCUCCCCUUCCCUGUCCACUACCUCAACCUCUUUGUGUUCGGAGGCCCCACAGACCCCAAGCUCUCCUCCAGAGGAUGCAGCUGGAGGGCCAGAAACUGGAGAGGAAGUAGAAGCAACAUCAACUAAUGUCCAGAAUUCCUCCAAAAGUCCUGAAGACAAGGCACCUGACUCCGCCUCUCCAAAGCCUACGGCGAUGGAGUCUCCUGCAGCCAUCUCAGAGAUGGCUGAACAUGGUUCCAUAAAACCUCCACUGACCCCAACCUCCAUCCCGGAUUCCCUUCCUAGGUUUGGAGCUCAGGGUGUGGAUGUUAUACAGACGCUGGCCAGCUCUUCUCGGGCCAAAGAUCUGGCACAGGUGAAGGACUCUGGACUGGGCGGUGUAAUCCAGCAUGGUUCCCACCAUGUGGAGCACCAGGAUGUGUUCUCUCCCUCCACAGGGAGGAGGCAAACAGAAGCUCAUUCCUCUGGUGGAGAGAAAGAGUACGAGACUGGGACGCAUAGUGACUCCACGGAAACGGCCUCAGACUGUGAGGAUGAGCAGCAGCCUGACGGGGACUGGGGCCCCCCACUGAGCAUCCAGAGAAACAGCCAGCUGGUCAUCUACAGCCCUCCCCCAAAGAACCAUCAGCCGGUCAUCCAGGCCCACGUGUCCAACCGCCAAGGUCAGACUGUCAUCCAGCCGUGCUUCCCCAAUGGCCUGCCUCACCCUCAGCACAGCAGCCCCCACUCCCAGGACUACCAGUCUCUCCCCACAGCCCAUCAGCAGGGGUUAGAAGAUGGCGUUGUGAUCAAACUUGAGUCUGGAGAGGAGUGUCGGGAAGUUGUGAAGCCCUCAGCUGCAGCUGCCUCCAGGAGGAUGGCCAGCUCAGCUAGAGCAGUUUCCAGUGUGGAGGCCAACAAUCCUCUUGUUACUCAGCUCCUGCAGGGCAGUCUGCCCCUGGAGAAGGUUUUACCCUCACACUCUGCCAACAGGCUGGAGAUCAGCCGAUUUCCAGGGCCCCAACCCCCACCACCAGGGUCACGGACCCCAGGGCUUAGCCACAGGCCUGAGGGCUCAGUCCAGUCUUCUAGCCCUGAACUGAACGCAGUCUCUCAGAUCCACAACAAGUCUCCUACAGGUCGUCCAGUCUCCUGUCUGAUAGAGACACCAGCAGGGCAGUACCAGGCUCCGCAAGCCCCCGGGGCUGUCGCGGUCAUCACCUCUCUGCCCCCCCCCUCAUCCUCCAGCUCUUUGUCCUCCAGGAGUAAGUCAGACCUUGAGACUGCUGGGGGGUCUGUGGUUAUAAAAGACUCUCAUGGCCAUCAGUCUUCCCAGGGGGUCACUCCAGACAGGCCCCAGCAAGCCCACAGAACCACGCCCAAUGGACCCUCUCCUCACCAUGCAGACCCAUGUCCCACAGAGGUGGUGCCUACCAUUAAGAUUAACUGGGGGCCCCCGCAGUCUCAGUCUCCUGCUUCCACCAUAAAGAAUGAAGUGGGUGCACGGCCUGCUUGUCAGGCUCUCUCCAAAUCCUCCCCCAUCAAACCCAUGAGUGUUACCAAAAAAGAGCCCGGGAGCUCUAUGGACGGCUACCUGAGCGGGGGGGCGAUGGAGGGACUCCUCAACAUGGAGAUGACUUUAGCAAGGAUGGCAAAGAAAGAGCACAGCAAGGCUAGCUACUCCUCUGGCUCUCCCUCUUCCUCUUCCUCCUCCUCCUCCCCCUCCUCUACUGCCUCCACCCUUCCCUUUCAGCUCUAUGGGAAGCUCCCCAAACACGGUGGAGGAGUCAGCUACACAGCCAAUGUUUCAGUGAUGGACAGCGGAUUCUCGCGCAGCAUGGCGGACGGAGUUCUGCAGCUGCGCCCCCGUCAGACCACCCUCAGCAUCCAGGCCUACACUGACAGUACUGCGGAGGAGGUGGCGCUCAAGUGCUCGUGCCGCCUCAAAGCCAUGAUCAUGUGCCAGGGCUGCGGUGCCUUCUGCCAUGACGACUGCAUCGGGCCCUCCAAACUGUGCGUGUCGUGCCUGGUGGUCAGAUAGGGUGCUGCAGCUUCAGCAGGUCAGGCUCAGUGUACAGGACCGGGGAGCCUGACGGCAGGACCUGCCUUGUAUUAUAGAAUUGGUCUGUAUUUUUUGUUGUUUAAGAUUUUCAGAUUUUUUUUUAGCUGUACUUAUAUAUUAUUAUUGUUGUUGUUGUUGUUGUUGUUGUUAUUAUUAUUAUUAUUAUUAUUAUUAUUAUUAUUAUUGUGAAUCUGAGGCAUGGUUGAUUGUAAAUUGUGCCUUUUUUGUUUUCUUUCCUCAAAAACAUUUACCUCAUCUCAUCUUGCUACACCUUUCAUCAAUUGGUGGUCAUCAUUGUUUUGGUCCCUUGUGUCCUCAGCGGACGGGGACCUGUUGUUGUCUUUGCGCAAAGAAAUAUUUUUUUAAACCAUUAAAAUGAGUAAAUAAAAUCGU